This is a messenger RNA of Penaeus monodon (black tiger shrimp), 1022 nucleotides long. Its product is annotated as carbohydrate sulfotransferase 12-like. The record is from RefSeq and is a predicted model, not a curated record. The coding region runs from base 1 to 1002 and encodes 333 amino acids. Gene Ontology annotation, biological process: carbohydrate biosynthetic process. Gene Ontology annotation, molecular function: sulfotransferase activity. The transcript is spliced from 7 exons. Lineage: Eukaryota; Metazoa; Arthropoda; Malacostraca; Decapoda; Penaeidae. Gene Ontology annotation, cellular component: membrane.
AUGCCAAAGCCAACCGUUUUGCCACUGGUACUGUGUGUCGGCCUCGCCUUCAGCCUGAGCCUCAUGUACCAUUAUGGACAUCCGGACACUAAUAUAACUUACGAGAUACUUGAAAGGGGCAGGAUGCAGGAAAGUACAGAGGAGCGCUUCCGUAGUCGCCGCCAGAUGGUGUUCGAGAUCUGCCAAGGUGGAGAGAACAAGGAAGACGUAUCUUUUUCCAUCAAAACACGUAUUUAUCACUUCUGGAAUCAUAACGCCAGUAUUUGCACCAUGGGGAAGGUUGGCUCAGAAACCUGGCGAUCUCAUGCGCGACGAAUCAAUGAGAUACAAGGGCACCCUAUGCGUGACGUCAGACACCGUGCCCUUUUCGAGAAGCCUUGGGAACAGGUUGUUGACUACAGUAAAUCCGUUUCAAGUUGGAUUGCAGUCAGGCAUCCGCUAACCCGUUUGGUGUCAUGUUAUCAAGACAAGUUUCGAAAUGGAUCCGAUUUUCCUGAAUGGAGGAAAGCUGACCUGAAGGAGUUCUUGUUACCAGCGCUACUUAGCAAUGGCCUUGUUUUCAAGUUUCAAGAAUCAGAAGUCUGGAAAAACUUUCUGAACAAGAAGAAAAAGUCAUUCGAGAAACUCGAUCCCGAGGACGAGAGAGCGCGCCUGAGUGUGACCUUCACGGAGUUUCUGAAUCACGUUGCCAACACGUUCGAAAAUGGCCGUAUUAACAGGCACUGGAAAACAUACGGCCUCUUGUGUUCGCCUUGUUUCUUCGACUACGAGUACAUAAUUAAGACAGAAACACAAGACCAGGACCUGGAGUUUGUUUUUAGCAGAUUCGGCAUCCCUUCGGAUCCUCACCAAGCUAAAAAGCUGAGAGAGGGCACUGAAACGAAAAUGAAAAGGGAUUUAAGAUACUAUGAGACUGUCCCCUUGGAGGUGAAGAUGAAAAUUUACAAAAUCUACAAGGCAGACAUGGAAAUGUUUGGAUAUGACCUUCCUGAAGACUUCUGACAGAUGCCAUGAUCUCCUGA